GGUGAAAGAAAAAACAGAUAUUACAAUACAUCUUAAGAAAUACUAAAAACAUAUAAAAACACUUUCAUCAUGUCCAAGCAAUUUGUUUCUUAUUUUAUGGUUUUGAUGGUUCUCUUCUCAGUGUUACUGGUCGUUCCUAAAACUGAGGCUCAAAAGAGAUGCAACAAAGAACUUAUGCCAGGGAAAGAAUGUUUGUUGGCAAAGUGCAGGCAAGUGUGUUUUAAUACGUUAAAAGGGUUCGGAACUUGCAUUGAGAAGCCACCAGGCUCUGAUAGUUAUACCUGUUAUUGUUUUUACAAUUGUCAAGCACCAUGAUUUCUACAACAGUCUACGAUGUAAAGUUAUACUUUAAUUUUUUAAUCUACAAAAAAAAAAAGUUUAAUUUACUCUUCUAUGGAUAACCCUAUUUAUAAUUUUACUUACAACUUAAAUUAUCUGUGAGUCUGUGAUCCAAGCCAAUCUAAAGUCCCAUAUAAUAAUUAUAUAUGUGCGUGACAAUGCUCACUAGAAAAGAUCACAUAUAUCUUGUGCGAGCAAGGAAAUAACAGACUACGAACAAUUAGGCACUUUUGUCUCGUUGUUAAAAAAAAAGGCACUUUUGUCUCAGGAAAGUGUAUUCCGUCUUCUUGUUUACUUUCACCAGUAAUGCGAUUACAUCAACACAAUGAUGUUUGCUUAUCUCGUUGGUUUCCCUUGUUAACUUUGGCCAUUCAUAAAGGUUUACUUGCUUGAAGUUCAAUCAAUACUCUCAAAACAGAUUCCUUCUGACAAAAAUUGUAUGAGCAUUUUACCAAAAAAAAAAAUUGUAUGAGCAUGACACACCCUUUGUCAUUUAGGAGACAUUUUAACAUUUCUAGACUAUUUU
Brassica napus (rape) is the source of this 865-nucleotide messenger RNA. Its product is annotated as putative defensin-like protein 165. Bases 70 to 315 code for a protein of 81 amino acids. NCBI's taxonomy places the organism in Eukaryota, Viridiplantae, Streptophyta, Magnoliopsida, Brassicales, Brassicaceae. The record is from RefSeq and is a predicted model, not a curated record. The transcript has 2 exons.